CCACACAUCCCAAAGGUUUUACGAAUAUAAGCCAGUUUCACUAGAUUUAACAUUUUCUUUGAGAUUCUCAAAUGGAGAUGGAUUUGAAUGCUCAAGAGAAGAAAGCAGGGUUCUUUCAAAGGCUUAAGGACUUCCCUAGGAAGCUCAAAGACGGUGUCACCAAACGCGUAAAGAAUGUGAAAAAGUUUGGGAAAGAUGAUCCAAGACGGAUCAUUCACUCCAUGAAAGUUGGAGUUGCUCUCACAUUAGUAUCAUUGUUGUACUAUGUGCGACCACUCUACAUCAGCUUCGGGGUCACGGGUAUGUGGGCGAUACUUACCGUAGUCGUGGUCUUCGAAUUCACUGUUGGUGGAACACUUUCCAAAGGUUUAAACAGAGGUUUUGCAACAUUAAUAGCAGGAGCCUUAGGGGUUGGGGCAGUACACCUUGCUCGUUUCUUUGGGCAUCAAGGAGAGCCCAUAGUUCUUGCGAUCUUAGUGUUCUCACUAGGCGCAGCUGCAACAUUUUCGCGGUUUUUCCCAAGGAUUAAACAGAGAUAUGACUACGGUGCCUUGAUAUUCAUACUCACAUUUAGUUUGGUUGCCAUUUCGGGUUACCGUACAGAUGAAGUAUUGAUUAUGGCAUAUCAAAGGCUAUCGACUAUUCUUAUCGGUGGCACGAUCUGCAUCCUUGUGUCGAUUUUCAUUUGUCCUGUAUGGGCUGGCGAAGAUCUUCACAAGAUGAUUGCUAACAACAUAAGCAAACUUGCUAAAUACCUAGAAGGUUUCGAGGUGGAAUAUUUUCAACCGGAGAAGAUUUCAAAGGAGACAAACUCGUGUGUUCGAGAAUACAAGAGCAUUCUGACAUCAAAAAGCACUGAAGAUACUUUGGCGAAUCUUGCUAGAUGGGAACCAGGGCAUGGCCGUUUCAGGUUACGGCAUCCGUGGAAAAAGUACUUGAAAAUUGCAGGUCUCGUUCGCCAAUGUGCCUUCCAUUUCGAAAUCCUCAAUGGCUACGUUCUCUCUAACGAUAAGGCACCACAAGAAUUCGACAGUAAGAUUCAAGAGCCAAUCACGACUAUGAGCAGAGAAGUUGGUGAAGCGCUAAAAGCCAUAGCCAAAUCUAUCAAGACAAUGAGCAAAGACAGUGCUCAGACAGAGAAAGAUCUUUUGAAGAUCAUUCCCGGAGUCACAAUGGCAUCAAUCCUGAUCGAGGUCGUGAAUUGCGUCGAGAAGAUCUCCGAGGCUGUGGAAGAAUUCUCUGGUCUUGCACAUUUCAAAGAGACUUUGGAUCCAAAAUUAUCAGCGGAGAUAGGACAACAUCAGUUACUCCACAGGGGAAGUGUAAAGCCGGUUCUAGAUGGCGACAACGAGAAAGAAGACAAUAGCUCGUCGUCUCAUGUUCUUAUCACUGUCCAUGAUGAAGAACAGCCACCAACGGCCACUGCGAAGAACGUUUUGGGAGCAGAGAAGACGAGAGUAGAUGUUGUGUGAAUAUUGCCAAACUUUUAAAAACUCUUUCAAGAGAACUUGUUAUAACAUUAUUUAAUUAAUAUAUAAGAGACAUCCGCAUUCUACUUAGUUAUUGCCAAUUAAUAGAAUUACAAUCAACCA
Messenger RNA from Arabidopsis arenosa, 1592 nucleotides. Lineage: Eukaryota; Viridiplantae; Streptophyta; Magnoliopsida; Brassicales; Brassicaceae. The record is from the annotation of a GenBank genome assembly.